Molecule: messenger RNA, 2189 nt
Organism: Anolis sagrei ordinatus
Lineage: Eukaryota; Metazoa; Chordata; Lepidosauria; Squamata; Anolidae
Gene: CSTPP1
Product: centriolar satellite-associated tubulin polyglutamylase complex regulator 1
Source: RefSeq, a predicted model, not a curated record
CUUCCCUGAGCGCAGCGUCUGGUGUCCUAGAGACCAGAAGAAGGAGAGGCGGCGCUGCAUUGGCUUCACUGAGAGGAUGCUGAGCACGGAUCGCCUCUCGCAGUCGGGGAUGGAGUAUCUAGCUCAAAGACAUGUCAUCACAUAUAUGGAAGAUGCUGUGAGCCAGCUUCUGGAAAGCAGAGAAGAUAUUAGCCAAUAUGGUAUUGCCAGAUUCUUCACUGAAUAUUUUAGCAGUGUGCGUCAAGGAACUCAUAUUUUGUUCCGAGAGUUCAGCUUUGUCCAAGCUACGCCGCAUAAUCGGGCAUCCUUUCUAAGGAUCUUCUGGCGAUGUUUCAGGACAGUGGGGAAAAAUGGAGAUCUUCUGACAGCCAAGGAAUACCAUUGCCUUCUGCAGUUGCUUUGCCCUGACUUUCCUAUGGAUCUUACUCAGAAAGCAGCAAGGAUUGUUCUUAUGGAUGAUGCUGUAGACUGUUUGAUGUCUUUUUCGGAUUUCCUAUUUGCCUUCCAAAUCCAGUUUUACUACUCAGAGUUCCUGGAAAGUGUGGCUGCAAUUUAUCAAGAACUCUUGACGGGUAAGAAUCCCAACACCGUCAUUGUGCCAACGUCAUCCUCAGGGCAGCAUCGUUCACGCCAAGCUCUGACCGAGAGCAGCCCUCUUGAUGGGGUGGAGGCAUCUGCAUUUUACCAGUGCCUUGAGUCUCUAUGUGACCGGUCCAAGUACAGCUGUCCCCCAUCGGCUGUUAUCAAGGAAAUUCUGAGCAGCAUGCAGAGACUGACAUUCUAUGAAUUUCUGAUGGCUCUUGCAAAGCAUCAAGGGAUCAACAGAGCUGUUGGAGCCCUCCCAGACAAAGCUGAGCUGCUAGUUGACCCACUUAUGGAUCAGGAACUAGAGAAACUAAUAACCCAAGUAUCAGGGCUGUCUCUAUCCAAUUCUGCUAAUGCUAGUGGGGAUAAUGCAAACUUGCCUUCCCGACCUCCUUCCCGGAUCAGCUCCCCAUGGAGGCCUCUCCACCAUCGCAGGAAAAUGGAUGCUGAAAGUGAUGGCUCCACAGAAGAGACAGAUUCCUCUGAGAACUGAUGAACAGCAUGGGAAUGUGCUCACUCAUUCCAGGUCAUUGUGAUCAAAGUAACGUGGGCUUUGAAGAAGAGGGAGAAAUAGGAAUGCAUGUACUUCUUUCUCCACCCAGUCGCAAAACAUUACUCAUAAAUCUCCCUCUUAAGAAGCCUGACCCUCUCUGCUUAAACAGAAGUUCCCUCUUGUAUAAUACUGGUAAAGGAAUACUCGCUUAUGUACUGGGUAGACCUUAAAUACAGCUGAUUACAACUGCAGGGUUUUAUUGCCCUCUUGUGGCAAACAAAUUAGUUUUUCUUGCCCUACAGCCAGAGUGUGUCUUAUUUUCAGCUUUGAAAAAAUUAAUCCAAAUCCUGAAACUGUGCUCCAUACAGCAUUUCUUCAUCCUCAACCAGGAUAGAAGAAAACCUGAUCAGGAUUCGGCAUCAAACAUGUAGCCAUGAUGUUGUAGCAGCUCUACUUUGUCUCCAUUUGAGCCCUGAAGCCCACCUUAAAAGCUGGUCAGCCAGAGAGAGCAAUAGGGAGACUGUUCUCCUGGCAAGUCCUGAAGGAUGAUGUGACCGGCUCUCACCCAUCAGUGAAGUAAGCUGCAGUUAAGUUAUAACAGCCCCCUGCAAAAGGUGUUUUCUUCGCUUCUCAGAGUGUCACUUACUGGAGGUUGUUGGUCAUUCAUCCAACGGUGCCCCCAUUCACUAGCAGUAGAAACCUUUCUUGCUCCAGACAGCUGGUUUUUAAGGUGGGUUUCAGGGUCAUUUCUACUUGUAGCAAUAGAAUUACAAAUGAGAACAUAAACCUACCAAUGUCUAACUUACAAUGUCAACCUGUUUUUAAGAACAUAGCACCUUGACCCUUGCUAUCUAAAUAGGUUUACUGUAGUUUUUCUGUAUGUGACAUUUCCUAUUUACUCUGACACCUUCCAGAAACUCAGUUCUAUUUAAGACAAUGUUGCAUGAUCUUUGCAGGACAUCUAGCUAAGAGAAUUCUGUGCGAUUGAUAAUUUUCAGCCCAUUCUUACUGGCCUUUGUUUAGGAGACAAUGGUAGAACAUUAUUUAUUAUUACUUUCUAAAACAUUUAAAUGUGAAUGUGAACUAUAAUAAAUAAAGCAUGUUGAACAAA